AUGACAGUCAAUCGAAAAAAACUAUUGUAUAGAGCUGCAGUAGAAAUGGUGUGUUUGGAUUAUCAGCCAUUUACAAUUGUGGACGAUGUUGGGUUCAGGAAGCUAGUAUAUAAAUUAGAUCCACGCUAUGUAUUGCCUAGUGCUUUUACUGUAGGUGGAAAAUUAUUAAGUGAAUUUUAUACAGAUAUAUCUAACAAACUGCAAGAUAUUUUAAGAAAUAUCGAUUUUGUUGCCAUAACCUGUGAUGGGUGGACAUCAAGAGCUAUGGAAUCAUAUGUAACGGUUACAUGUCACUAUGUUGAUGAACAUUUUAAACUAAAUGUUGUUGUGCUUUCUACAAAAGCCCUAACUAAUGGCAUUCACCACACGGCAGAAAAUAUUGCCGAAACAUUGUUAGAAAUUUUUAAUGAGUGGAAUAUGGAACAAAAAGUGAGCUGUAUAGUAACAUACAAUGCUCCAAACUAUAUAAAGGCAUGUAAAAUGUUAAAAGAACGCCAUAUUCCAUGUUACGCACAUACAUUGAAUUUGGUCGUUCAAGAUAAUCUGAAGUAUGUACAAGAUUUUAUAACAAAGUGCAAAGACAUUGUAACAUUUUUUAAGAGCAGUAAUAUUGCUACAAAAUUGUUCAAAAACGAACAGGAACAGGAUCGAGCUGAGCCAUAUCAAUUACUGCAGGAAGUUUCAACUCGUUGGAAUAGUACCUAUUAUAUGGUUCAAAGAAUUCUGAUCACAAACGAUGCUAUAGGUAGGACCAUUUUAAAAUUACGCAAACUUCCUCAGCCUCUCUCUGUUGAUGACAUCAUUUUUUUGACAGAUGUCCAAAAAGUUUUGUAA
Molecule: messenger RNA, 834 nt
Organism: Diabrotica virgifera virgifera (western corn rootworm)
Lineage: Eukaryota; Metazoa; Arthropoda; Insecta; Coleoptera; Chrysomelidae
Product: E3 SUMO-protein ligase ZBED1-like
Exons: 1
Coding region: 1-834 (277 amino acids)
Source: RefSeq, a predicted model, not a curated record